This is a messenger RNA of Durusdinium trenchii, 1998 nucleotides long. The record is from the annotation of a GenBank genome assembly. Lineage: Eukaryota; Dinophyceae; Suessiales; Symbiodiniaceae.
AUGUUAGCCUGGAGAGCUGACGCGGGAUGCUCCGGAUUGAUAGAACCGGAGCAGGCGCAAAUGAUCAUGGAAUUGAUAAUGACUGAAGGGUUUUUGUCCAAUCCGGACAUCGUGGGAACGCAAAAGGUCGCCGUCACGAAGAUCCCCGCUGAAUUCCUUGACUCUGCUUAUGAGGAAUGUGAUGCUGCUUCAGUGGGCGCCUUCAGGCCCUUCAUUGCUCGCAUUGAGAAAGCGCAGAGGCUUGCCAAGGAGGCCCAGGAGCAAGAGGUGGAGAAGAGCAUUCGGCAAGCGGAUGUUAAGGCUGUGCUCGCAAAGCUGCAAUCGGACCUUGAAGUGCUCGCUGCCCGCCUCCCUCAAGAUGCUCAGACGGCCCUGAAGAAUGCCAAGGACGUCAAGUACAUUCGUGACAGGAAAGGCGAGCAGUAUGUGACCAAAUGGAUGGCAAAACAUUGCAUGCUAGUACAAGUGGAGGAUGACUACUCAGGGGCUGUCUCAGCAUUCCUGAAAUUCCGGGAACAAUUCAGAGGACGACCUGGGGAUGAGCUGCUCGCUUCAAAUAUUAAGGACUGUCGGUAUGCAAUUGUGGGAUUCGAUGCGACAGUGUGGCCAUCGAAUGCAAGCCAAGUCGCAAACGCCACCCACAUUUUGUGCAGCCUGCUAUCAAUGAGUUCGACCAACAUCGGCUUUGUGCAAUACCCGGUCCUACAAUCCCAGACGAACCAGUCAGCAGUUGUGAAGCACCGCCAUCUCCUUGACCUUGCGUUGUUGAAAGGAGGGCUUACUCUCAGCAACAACAUCCAGGCGCUGUAUACCAAGCCAGAAUCGUCGCAAAAAGAUGCUCGCAGUAUGUGCCAACUGGCGGUUGCCUCCUUUCACGGCAACUUCAGCGAUGCGUCGUUCUUGGAGUCUCAGGGAGUGAGAUCUGGGAAGAUCGGACCAUGUCCACUCAUCCGUGUAUCGGACUUCCAAGGCUUCGAUGAUGAUAGCAAACCCUCACCUUCCGCACGGGCUGAGCAGAAGGGGACAGAAUGCGCUAACGCUGCCAUUGAUGGCUUGUUGGAUGGCAUGAGUUUCAACGAUUCGGACCGAGUCUAUUGGGUUGAUGUGCUGAGCAAUGAGUUUGCAGAGUUUGGUCGCGCGACCAUCGAGCGCAAUUGGAAGGAGAACGCCAGGAAAGUGCUCUAUGUGGGAUUCCUCAAUGCCAAGCAAGCGGCUCGAGCUACCAAGAAGUUUCGGGACUAUGUGUACAGGCAAUGGGACGAUAGCUCAGGAGCCCCUCCAAAAACUCGACCUCCGGAUGAUGAGGACACACGGGUGGAGGUGCCGGAGCUCCAGAUCCUUGCGUGGCAGAACGGGGGUCCGACUUGGCCUCCGACUUUGUCUUCGAGAUUUGACGAGGGCACAGAUGAGCACACUACUGUCAUGGCUAAGAAGCUUGAAUUUGAGAAGAUGUUCCCACCCAGCGUGCGGGGCACAGCCAGCAAGCCAACCCGCGGACGGGCGCCUGGACGAGCAGGGGGGUUUUGUGACUUCACGGUGGACAGUGGAAAAGAGCCACUGGACAUCACCAGGGCCAUCUCUCUUUCUGCUGUUUCGGCGAAGGACUUUGAGUCGGAAUUGAAUGGGCUUGGCAUGGCUGAAGGCAAGUCAGGGAAGCCGGCAGUCCUGAUUGCUUCCAACCUCAAUGUAUGGUUGGGAAACCAGACGGGGGAAGACAUGAACGUGCAGGCGCAAGAGCUCUUUGGAUUUGGGGUUGGUGCAUUUGAGGAGAAAGAAGUCCGUGCUUUGGCAGAUUUUUUUGAAGGGCCAAAUCAUCUAGCCUUUUGGGCGGAAUCUGCAACCAUUCCCUUUCGUUUGGCUUCUGAUUUGGACUUGGUGAGCUUCAAGAAAGAGCUUCAACCGCUAUGUCACUUCAUGCGAAUGCUCGCAAUUGACAAGGGAUUGGGUGAAGUCCAGAUGGAAGAUCAUGAUGUGACACAACGCUUCCUUCCACCUGAG